AUGCGUCAACUCACUGAAGAAGAGACUCGGACGCUCUUCACGAAGCUCGCAAACUAUUGCGGCAGCGAGCUCAAGACUCUGAUCGCCGGACCUUCUGGAGAAGGUCAAUCUGACCAAAUGGUCUUUCGCCUACAAAGAGAUCGAGUGUUUUAUUGCAGCCUGACCCAGGCAAACCUCGCCUCUGCUAUCCCGCGCGCAAAUUUGCUGUCCAUUGGCACUCUUAUGGGCAAAUUUACCAAGACCGGAAAGUUCAGACUGCAUAUUACGGCUUUAGCCGUCAUUGCUCCUCACGCCAGAUCCAAGCUCUACAUCAAGCAGAAUGGCGAGAUGCCUUUCUUAUACGGAGGAAACGUUGUCAAGGCCCAUGUCGGCCGUAUCUCGGAAGAGACUCCCGCAAAUUCGGGCGUUAUUGUAUUCAGCAUGGAUGACACACCCCUCGGCUUCGGCGUCACGCUGCGGUCAACAGCCGAGCUCAAGAAGUUGGAACCGACUGCGAUAUUUUUGGCGCGCCAGGGCGAUUGCGGUGAAUACCUGCGUGAGGAAGACUCGAUGUUCACGACCUGA
Molecule: messenger RNA, 564 nt
Organism: Penicillium macrosclerotiorum
Lineage: Eukaryota; Fungi; Ascomycota; Eurotiomycetes; Eurotiales; Aspergillaceae
Product: ribosome biosynthesis protein NIP7
Exons: 5
Coding region: 1-564 (187 amino acids)
Biological process (GO): ribosome assembly
Cellular component (GO): nucleus
Molecular function (GO): RNA binding
Source: RefSeq, a predicted model, not a curated record